AUGUUCGACGGCGUCAGCGUGGAGGCGGUCCGGCCCCAGCCCGACGGCACCCUCGGUCUAACCGUCUCCUACGCCGAGGCCCUCUGGGCCCCGGCGAAGCGGUUCAGCUGCGUCAACAUGGGCGGCCUCUUGCCGGCGCAGGCCGACGAGGUCGAGGACGACGACAUGACGGAGAGGGAGAAGAUCGCGCUCCGGCGGAGGCAUGAGAGGGCGUAUCAGCAGCGCCUCGGGCGGGCCAAGGCGUGCAUCCUGCCGGAGCCCGUGCGCGGAGAGGUGGUGGAGAUGGUGAGGAAGCAGGGACGGGUGAGCGCCAGGCUGCUGCAGAGGAUCAGGGACUGCGUCCAGAGGUGGUACUACGACGAGGGGUUCGUGUGCGCUCAGGUGAUCAACUUCGGGAAUCUCGACGCCGGCGAGGUUUUGUGCGAGGUCGUCGAGGGGGAGGUAACGGGGGUGGAGUACCAGUUCCAAGACAAGCUCGGCAAUGUCGUCGAGGGGAACACCCAGCUCCCUGUAAUUGACAGGGAGCUGCCCCGGCAGCUUCGACCAGGCAAUAUCUUUAAUAUUGGGGCAGGGAAACAGGCUCUGAAGAACAUAAAUGCGCUCGGAUUAUUCUCUAACAUAGAGGUGAAUCCACGACCUGAUGAGACAAAAGAAGGGGGCGUAGUGGUUGAAAUCAAGCUCAAAGAACAAGAUCCCAAAUCAGCCGAUGUGGAGACAAUGUGGAACUUUGUACCAGGGGAUCAGGGACGACCAACUCUUGCAUCCAUUCAACCUGGAGGAGGUGUGACAUUUGAGCACCGCAACAUCGGUGGCCUGAACCGAUCUCUCGCUGGUUCUUUCUCAUCGAGCAACCUGCUCAAUCCUCAGGAUGAUGUUUCAUUCAAGCUUGAGUACACACAUCCUUACUUGGACGGUGUGGAGGACCGGAGCAGGAACCGCAUCUUCAAAGCCAGUUGUUUCAACACCAAGAAACUCAGCCCUGUCUUUGUCGCCGGCCCCAACAUGGACGAUGCUCCACCCAUCUGGGUCGACAGAGUUGGAAUCAAAGCGAACAUAACAGAGAACCUCACAAAGCAGAGCAAGUUCACCUAUGGCCUCGUGCUGGAGGAGAUCACGGCGCGUGACGAGAGCAAUGAUGUGUGCACACACGGGCUCCGGACGACGGCCCCCGGUGCCCUUGGCAUGGAUGGCCCCCCCACGACGUUCAGCGGCACCGGUGUGGACAGGAUGGCGUUUCUUCAGGCCAAUGUUACCCGGGAUAAUACGGAGUUCAUCAAUGGCGAGACCAUCGGCGACAGAUGCAUCUUCCAGGUGGACCAGGGCCUGGGCAUCGGGAGCAGGAACCCGUUCUUCAACCGCCAUCAGCUGACGGUCACAAAGUUCGUGAACCUAAACAAGCAGGAGAAGGGAGCCGGGAAGCCGCCGCCGGCCGUUCUUGUCGCCCAUGGCCGCUACGCAGGGUGUGUGGGAGACCUGCCGAGCUACGACGCGUUCGCGCUCGGAGGGCCUCACUCGGUCAGGGGCUACGGCAUGGGCGAACUCGGAGCCUGUAGGAACCUUCUCGAGGUCGCGACGGAGGUGCGCAUCCCUGUCCCAGUGAUGAAGAACACGCACGUGUACGCUUUUGCCGAGCAUGGCACGGACCUCGGGAGCUCCAAGGACGUCAAGGGGAACCCUACCGAGUUCUUCUGGCGCGCCGGCCAGGGAUCGUCGUACGGCGUGGGCGUCCGGUUUGGCCCGCUCAGGGCGGAGUACGCCGUCGACCACAACGCCGGCACGGGAUCCGUCUUCUUCAGAUACGGCGACAGGUUCUAG
This is a messenger RNA of Triticum turgidum subsp. durum (durum wheat), 1815 nucleotides long. The record is from the annotation of a GenBank genome assembly. Lineage: Eukaryota; Viridiplantae; Streptophyta; Magnoliopsida; Poales; Poaceae.